Molecule: messenger RNA, 776 nt
Organism: Notodromas monacha
Lineage: Eukaryota; Metazoa; Arthropoda; Ostracoda; Podocopida; Cyprididae
Source: the annotation of a GenBank genome assembly
ACAAAGCGUUCAUUGGCCAAAACAAAACACAAGAGAAUAAAACUUUUUUUAAAUCUUUAUCAGUUCACAAUGACGAGGAAUGCAAAAAGAUGAAACGUGUUCCAGUGCAAUCGGAGCAGCAAAGGUGCGAGGCUUUACGGCAUUGUCCUUAUGUCGACGAAGUCUGUCCCAACUUGCCUUUCACGCUACCCAAACGAUUCAUGCAGCAAAUGCAGAUUGAUUUCGUGGCCCACGACGACGCUCCGUACGUGACUACAGGAGGAACAGAUCUGUACCACAAAUACAAGCAAGCAAAUAUGAUGUUGGCGACAAAGCGUGCUGACGGGAUUUCAACGACAGAUAUCAUCAACAGGAUAAUCAAAAAAUUCAAAAAUGAUGCCAUCGAGUAAUGAUAGAGCUUUGAAGAAGCAUAAAUCAGGCCGCGGAAGACUCAAAGGAAUAAUGACCAUAGCAAUGACUUUUGCAGAACAGAGGCGGCUUGAUUGAAAAUCGGAUUCGAAGAAACCCAGGAAAAAAUCUAAAUUUAGCGAAAUCUCGACGAACCAGUUUCAUUUUUGUGGUUGUUGUUUGGUUUGCUUUGUCUGUCUGUUAUAUCUUGAGUGAUGCAACGAUUUGCUCGUUUUCAACAGACGCAUAAGAACUGUAUACGGUUCAAUUUGUAUCUGGUUCCUGGUCGUAGAAGCUUUGCAUUUUCAUCCUCUAGUUUAUAUUGCACACCUGUAUUUGUAUGCGCUACAUGCAUUUGUUUUUAUUGCAUUAUGACCCUCUGCGCCCAA